Saitoella complicata NRRL Y-17804 is the source of this 1022-nucleotide messenger RNA. RefSeq names its product S-adenosyl-L-methionine-dependent methyltransferase. The record is from RefSeq and is a predicted model, not a curated record. Bases 165 to 1022 code for a protein of 285 amino acids. Lineage: Eukaryota; Fungi; Ascomycota; Saitoellomycetes; Saitoellales; Saitoellaceae. The transcript has 3 exons.
CAAAGUCUGCCGUUUGGACGAUUACGGCGGUCGUUACCCUCACUACGGAUCUAGGAGAGACGUUUUAUGAGGAUAAUGCCACUCUGGAAGCAAUUCUUUACAGAAAUGGACCUGGAAGUGCGGAGACGGCGGUGCUGAGCAAGACUGUUGACUGGACGUUCCCUAUGAGAGCGUUGAAGGUGGUGUUGCAGGUCGAUGCCGCAAAGUGCAAUCCUAAGCAUCAAUACUUCCUGAGAGUCGGUGAGAAGGACAGAAAAGCAGUGCAAGAUGUAUGGGGGCAGUAUAUGAUGGUGCAAGGGCGGACCUCUGUGCUGCCAAUAUGGAGUUUGCCGUUCAGGCUUGGCCAGAAGACGAAGGAGCUGUUUGUGGAGAGGAGGCUACAAAUACGGGAUGAUAGAGUGCUGAAGGUGGUCGAGGAGACUGGUGAAAGCAUUGCACGGCAUAUAUGGGAUGCUGGUUUGAGUGCUUCCCUUGUGCUCGCUUCACUAGACAAUGAGAGGAGCAAUUUGGCAUCACCAGAGUUACGGAAAGCCAUAAGGGCAUGUCUCAAUCGUGAUCAUGUCAAUAUCCUUGAGCUUGGUGCUGGAUGCGGGACGUUCGGCAUCACAUUUGCAACACUCUUCGAGAAUUGCUUGGUCACUCUGACAGACCUGGGUCUAGCUAAAGAAAUUGCAGACCUGAACCUUAAGGCCAAUUCUCUGGGUGAUCGAGCAAAGUUCGUGGAACUGGACUGGACAGAGCCAUUGCCAGAACAUUACAAAACCAGCUUCGGUCUGGUGAUCAUGACAGACUGCACCUACAAUUCUGCAUACUUCGAGCCGCUGGUCGGUGUGAUAGAUGCGGUUUUGAACAAUAAUAACCGACUGCUAAUGGCAUACAAGCGACGGCACGAGGACGAGAAGGAGUUCUUUGAGCUCAUGGAGGCAAAAGGACUGGAGGUGACGUGCAGGACGAAGGUGGCAAUUGAAGGCGAUACAGAGACUGCACAGGUGAUAGAGCUGCUGAUAUAUCAAAGAAAAUAA